Nomascus leucogenys (northern white-cheeked gibbon) is the source of this 1091-nucleotide messenger RNA. It is a transcript of the gene IRX2-DT, whose product is annotated as chromosome 6 C5orf38 homolog. The transcript has 4 exons. The coding region runs from base 687 to 1073 and encodes 128 amino acids. NCBI's taxonomy places the organism in Eukaryota, Metazoa, Chordata, Mammalia, Primates, Hylobatidae. The record is from RefSeq and is a predicted model, not a curated record.
GUGGCGCAGCCGCCUCUCUAGCUGCUCCGGCCCCAGCCCGCGGCUCGCGGACCUGCAGCCCUGCCCGGCCGCGCUGCGUGCCCCGGCGCGCACCCCUCCCACUCCCACCCACUCGGAGCCAGGUCCCCUGCCCCGCUCUGGCCCGCUCCCACUGUCCCCGACCACCUUCUUCGCCCCUGCCGGCCCCCGCCCCUUCCAGCCACUACCCCGCCCCCCACCCCCUUCUCCCCCCGGACUAGGCAGAGGCCGCCCGCGGUCAGGCCAGGCCGGGUCCAAUUAGGGGACUCACGGCCUGCCCCGCUGUGCACCCCGAGGAGGCCCGGCCCCUGUGUCCAAUCCGGAAGUCGCAGGGAAGUGGGGAGGUCAGGAUGGUGGCGCCCGCGGCUCGGGUCUUCCUCCGGGCAGUGCGCGCGGCUCUCACUUCCACGGUCCCGGACCUGCUCUGCCUCCUGGCCCGAGGCUCCCCGCGUGGCCUCGCGUCUGGUCGCCUGCCCCUCGCGGCCCGCUCCGCCCAGCAUGGACCUGGAUCCGGGGCGCCUUGGUUGCGAAUUGCCAGGAGGGCCCUGAGGACCUGAAGGCUCCCGGUCACCUCGGGAAGGGGCAGGAGCUCAGGUUGGCGCCGCCGGUGCAGUGGGCGUUACAGGUGCAAGGGAACCAGUUGCAAACUGCAGUGCUGGGCCUUGAGGAUGGCUCCUCCUGAGCCGGCGGGCAGGGUGACGCUCUCGCCAAAAAAUUUAGAACGAGUCUACGUGGACCCGCAAGUCUCAGCGAGCGGGGGUUUCCUGCGAGGCCGAGCGCGAGGAACAGCCGGCCCCGGAGGCUCGGGCUCGGGGUCUCCCCGGGAACGCGGCCGACUGAGAAGGCCGGGGCGCUCGCCGGGCUGGGCGCCGUCCUCCGUGUCGCGGGGACGGAAGGAGGCGACGCAGGCCAGGAGUCGUGCUCGCGGGCGGCGAGGGGGCGCUGUGGCCCGUGUCUGCCGGCCUGAGUCCCAGCAACGGUGGGCGCGACCCACCUCCUCCCACGGCGGCUUAAUUCGGGGAAGAAGAAAAAACGGCAUCAAGGCAUUUCAAUAAAACCUAAGCGAUUCCUGA